AUGGAGUAUGAGCAGCUGAACACAGAGGAGAAGAAAAAGCGUAAACAGCGUCGUAAUCGUACGACGUUUAACUCGAGUCAGCUGCAGGCGCUGGAGCGAGUGUUCGAGCGGACGCACUAUCCCGACGCCUUUGUGAGGGAAGACCUGGCCCGACGGGUCAACCUGACCGAGGCCCGAGUCCAGGUCUGGUUCCAGAACCGCAGGGCCAAGUUCCGCCGAAACGAGCGUGCGAUGUUGGCGAGUAAAAACGCGUCGCUGCUGAAGACGUUCUCUGGAGACGUGACGGUGGAACAGCCCAUCGUCCCCAGACCCGCCCCCAGACCCAACGAGUACCUGAGCUGGGGAGGGGCUUCAUACAGUGCGAUGGCGUCUUAUCCUCCUUCUUGUUCAAACACCACCUCGUCCCAGGGCAUGAACAUGGCCAACAGCAUCGCCAACCUGCGCCUCAAAGCCAAAGAGUACAGCCUCAACCAGGUGCCCACCGUCAACUAGGACGAGUACUGCUACUGCAAGUACUGCGCCAAGUACUGCGCCAAGUACUACUCCAAGUACUACGCCAAGUACUACAUCUACAAAUACUACAGUACCAGCCGAAGGACCAAAGCAAAGUCUAUGUUUCUCUGUGGAGCGCGACAAUGGAGUAAACCCCAGACCUACAUCCGGACUAAACCUGGACUAAACCUGGACUAAACCCGGUCUAAACCUGGUCUAAACCUGGUCUAAACCUGGUCUAAACCUGGUCUAAACCCGGUCUAAACCCGGUCUAAACCCGGUCUAAACCUGGUCUAAACCCGGUCUAAACCUGGUCUAAACCUGGUCUAAACCUGGUCUAAACCUGGACUAAACCUGGUCUAAACCUGGACUACACCUGGUCUAAACCUAGACUAAACCUGGUCUAAACCUGGUCUAAACCUGGACUACACCUGGUCUAAACCUGGUCUAAACCUGGUCUAAACCUGGUCUAAACCUGGACUACACCUGGUCUAAACCUGGUCUAAACCUGGACUAAACCUGGUCUAAACCUGGUCUAAACCUGGUCUAAACCUGGACUAAACCUGGACUAAACCUGGUCUAAACCUGGUCUAAACCUGGUCUAAACCUGGUCUAAACCUGGACUAAACCUGGUCUAAACCUGGUCUAAACCCGGUCUAAACCUGGUCUAAACCUGGACUAAACCUGGUCUAAACCUGGUCUAAACCUGGUCUAAACCUGGACUAAACCUGGUCUAAACCUGGACUAAACCUGGUCUAAACCUGGACUAAACCUGGUCUAAACCUGGACUAAACCUGGUCUAAACCUGGACUAAACUCGGUCUACGCCUGGACUAUAUUUGGACUAAACCGGGAUCGUGGGGCUGUUGGUUGGUUUAUAUUUAAAGGUGUAAUGAGCAACAUUUCCGGUGUCUCCGUGGAGAUGUAUUUGCUGAUCUGCAGUAUGGCAUUAAGUGUACUCUGUCUUUAUGGCUCAGAUCUGUGGAAAGGCGACUCCGCUCACGUUUUUAAAUAUCCACACGUGUCAAACUGAACAAAUGACCCUUGCGUUUAAUGCCACAUUGUGACACAUUCCAGCCCAAGCAAUAACAUCUCCAUGGAGACAAGCAGGUGGAGCAUCUGCCACAGGAAAAGUUACAUAAUGCACUUUUAAAAAUGAUCACGGACCACAUCAAACCACCUAAAGUCACUUCCUCCUCAAACACUGGAGUUGUGUUUGUUUCAUUCACAUGUUUGA
Molecule: messenger RNA, 1728 nt
Organism: Periophthalmus magnuspinnatus
Lineage: Eukaryota; Metazoa; Chordata; Actinopteri; Gobiiformes; Gobiidae
Gene: prrx1b
Product: paired related homeobox 1b
Exons: 4
Coding region: 1-492 (163 amino acids)
Biological process (GO): regulation of DNA-templated transcription
Molecular function (GO): DNA binding; DNA-binding transcription factor activity, RNA polymerase II-specific
Source: RefSeq, a predicted model, not a curated record